Messenger RNA from Megalops cyprinoides (Indo-Pacific tarpon), 885 nucleotides. Its product is annotated as kazal-type serine protease inhibitor domain-containing protein 1-like. The record is from RefSeq and is a predicted model, not a curated record. The transcript is spliced from 4 exons. Gene Ontology annotation, cellular component: extracellular region. Gene Ontology annotation, biological process: regulation of cell growth; regulation of signal transduction. Bases 1 to 885 code for a protein of 294 amino acids. Gene Ontology annotation, molecular function: insulin-like growth factor binding. NCBI's taxonomy places the organism in Eukaryota, Metazoa, Chordata, Actinopteri, Elopiformes, Megalopidae.
AUGGCCUGGGUCGGGUGCCUGCUGUGUGUCUGCGUGAGCCUCUGCUUUCACCCGUGCCUCGGGGUGCCCCCCCAGCACCGCGGCUGGCUCCGCCUGUGGGAGGAGGGGGAGGGCUGCGGGGAGUGCGAGAGGGACCGCUGCCCUCCGGCGCCCCCUAGCUGCCCGGCGGGGCUGGUGAAGGACAGCUGCGGGUGCUGUGAGCAGUGCGGCAACGCCGAGGGCCAGCCGUGCGACCCGGACGGGGCCCAGGCCUUCUAUGGCCACUGCGGGGAGGGGCUGCGCUGCCAGAGGCAAAGGAGGCGAGCCCGCGUGGCGGACGACCCCGAGCCCAAGUGCGUCUGCCUGUCCCAGGGGCCCGUGUGCGGGUCCGACAGACGCACCUACCCCAACCUGUGCCGCCUGCAAGAAGUGGCCAACCAGAAAGACCCCACCCUGCGGUUAGCUGGAGACGGGCCGUGCUACUCUGUUCCCCGUAUCUCCCGAGCCCCGAAGGACAUGAUAAACCACACAGGAAAUGACAUCGUGUUCAGCUGUGAAGUCUCUGCCUUCCCCUUGCCUAACCUGAGCUGGAAGAAGCAGGGCAGCGACAACUUCCUGCCGGGAGACGAUCCCCACAUCUCUGUCCAGGCGCGUGGAGGCCCCGAGAGGUACACGGUGUCCACCUGGCUGCAGAUUGAAGGCCUGCGCCUUUCCGACGCCGGGGUCUACUCCUGCAUUUCCCACAACGCACUGGGAGAGACCACCGCCUCAGCUCGCCUCACGGUGCUCAGACAGGUGAAGGAACUGUACGAUGGCUACCUGGAACAGGAAGGCGGCUAUUUCUAUGACGACACCGAGGAGAGCGGCGACGACAGGGAGCCUGAGUCGGGGGACAGCCUUGAAUAG